This is a messenger RNA of Varroa destructor (honeybee mite), 750 nucleotides long. Its product is annotated as chymotrypsin-like protease CTRL-1. Lineage: Eukaryota; Metazoa; Arthropoda; Arachnida; Mesostigmata; Varroidae. The record is from RefSeq and is a predicted model, not a curated record. Gene Ontology annotation, molecular function: serine-type endopeptidase activity. Gene Ontology annotation, biological process: proteolysis.
AUGAACCAUUCCGCCCUGGGCGGAGGCAGCCUAAUCGAUGAGCAAUGGAUACUUACCGCAGCUCACUGCCUAACCUUGAACGUGCAAUACCAAAUUGUAUUGGGAAAGCAUAAUCUGGAAGUUGAUGAACCCCAGCAAGUGAUUCAAUCGUCGGCGAAACUCAUUCGACAUCCUUCUUUCGAUUCGAUUAACCCGGUCUACGAUGUCGGCCUCGUUAAACUUGAGACCCCGUUAAGCUUUAGUGCUAAUCACCAAAUAGCGCCCAUAUGUCUACCGUCUGCGAACGAUUUCGAUACGUUUGACGGUAUCGAUUGCGUCGUCUCCGGAUGGGGUCAAACCAGUCUGAACAAUUCCAGGACGGCAAAUAUCCUACAAAAGAUCAUCGUUCGACCGUUAUGCUAUAAACAGUGUCGACGCAUAUGGGGCAUUAAUAGGAGUGUUCUUUGUGGACAACCUAUAACUCAAGGCACAGCGUAUAAGGGCGAUUCAGGCGGUCCCCUACAGUGUUUAGUUAACGGUCGUUAUGUGCUUGUUGGCGUUACAAGUUUUAUAGAUGAAAACUUGUUAGAACCGUCCGGCUUCGCACGUGUUAGUGAAAUCAUCCAGUGGAUUAACGAGAUGCGCAGAGGACCGGACGUCUAAACGACCUGGGAUACUUAGAAUUUUCUGUUUCCCCGCCAGGCAUUUAGGAACUGCUUUUGUCAUGAAAAGCGUAAUGGCGCACACUAUGGAAGGAAAUUCAUCCAUUAA